Molecule: messenger RNA, 1062 nt
Organism: Leptosomus discolor (cuckoo roller)
Lineage: Eukaryota; Metazoa; Chordata; Aves; Leptosomiformes; Leptosomidae
Product: uricase
Biological process (GO): urate catabolic process; purine nucleobase catabolic process
Cellular component (GO): peroxisome
Molecular function (GO): urate oxidase activity
Source: RefSeq, a predicted model, not a curated record
AUGCGCAGCAACCUUCCCGCCCCUUCCCGCUUCCAUACUCACCGCCUUGGAGCAGCGAGUCCCCCUGCGCUUUGUGCCACUGAGUUCCUUUACAACGACCACCUAUUUUCUCUGCAGAUCAAGGACGUGGAGGUCCUCAACUGCGAAUACGGCAAGAACACCAUUAAGUUCCUUCGCCUUCACAGAGAGGGGAAGAAGCACUUCGUGAAAGAAGUGGAAGUGUGCACGCAUCUCCGGCUGACCUCUGCUCAGGAGUACCUGGAUGGAAACAACUCUCUUGUGAUACCUACGGACACCAUAAAGAAUACUGUCCUUGCCUUGGCCAAAAAACAUGGGAUCCCAACUUUAGAACAAUUUGCUAUAGACAUCUGCAAAUACUUCAUGACAUUUUGCCAAGUGGCGUACGUCAAAACCUACGUUCAAGAAGUACCAUGGCAACGUCUACACGAGAACGGCGUUCCCCACGUCCACGCAUUCAUUUGCGUUCCUGAUGGGAUCCGCUUUUGCGAAGCUGAGCAGUGCCGAAACGGUCCUCUGGUUGUUUUUGCUGGAAUUAAAGAUCUGAAACUUAUGAAGACGACGCAGUCUGGAUUUGAAGGCUUCUUUAAGAACGAAUACACCACGCUUCCCGAAAGGCACGACAGGAUUUUAUGCGGAGAGCUCUUCUGCAAGUGGUCAUACGGCGAGUGCAAGGAUUUGGACUUUGACUGCAUAUGGAACAAAAUCCGCGAAUGUAUCCUUGAAGCCUUUUCUGGGCCACCCGACUGCGGGGAGUAUUCGCCCUCUUACCAGAAAACUGUCAACAAUAUCCAGAUGUUCGUCCUUUCCAAAGUGUCACAGGUACAGGUCAUAGAAGUCGUCCUGAACAACACUUUUUAUAAUGUCGUAGACAUGAAGAAUCUAGGCUUGACCAACGACAAAGAAGUUCUGGUGCCAGUGGAAACUCCCUACGGCUCCUGCGCCUGCACGCUCGGCAGGAAGAAGUUCCUAGAAGCACAAAGCCACGUGCUAAAAGACGAGAGGCAAUGUCAGUUUGGACUGGCAGCUGCCCAGGAAAACUGA